AAUACCGCUAAAUAACAAGUGUCCAACCUUCUCAUCGUCCCCCAUUCCCCAACUAACGCGACACCCUCCGAUUUCCCCCAAAUCCACCGCGUCCUCGCCGCCAUGGCCUCCUCCGGCGGCCUCCUCCUCCUCCUCGUCGCAGCGGUGUCCCUCAUCGCCCCCGGGGCGGACGCGCGCCCGUGCGGCCACGGGCAGACGCUCCUCAUCUCCUUUUCCUCCGUCUCCAGGCCCAACCCGGACCCCACCAACCCCGCGCAACGCACCGCCACCGUCGUCACCGUCCUCCGCGUCCGCCGCCUCGGCCCGCACCAGAUGCGCCGCCCGGAGGUCCUUCCCGCCGUGGCCUCCGCCUCUGAGUCUGAGGCCGCCUCGUCCGUCCAGGAGCGCGCCAAGGACAUCCUCGUCGUCGUCUCCGGUCUCAUCUUCGGAUUCGGCUGCGGUGCACUCACCGCCGCCUCCAUGUACCUCGUCUGGUCCCUCCUCGCCUCCACCUGCGCCUCCAGCUACGACGACGUCUACAUCGACGAGGAGGAUCAGCUGUCCGACUCCGAGAGCCCCAAGAAGGCCGGAUACGUCAUCAUCCACGACGCCGAGGAGUACAGUGCCGGUAAGAAUUAGGAUUGGGGAUUCAUCUUCGGUCAUCCCGAGGGCAAGCAAAAUAUUUAUAAUAUUGAUAUUGCAUGAUUACAUGGAACAUACUGUAUGCACCUAUCUAUGUUGCGUCUGUCCGAUUCUGUCUACGUGUGUCGUUUGGGGAAAGGAAAUUGAAAUUAUGAACCAA
Phragmites australis (common reed) is the source of this 781-nucleotide messenger RNA. RefSeq lists its product as uncharacterized. The transcript has a single exon. The record is from RefSeq and is a predicted model, not a curated record. NCBI's taxonomy places the organism in Eukaryota, Viridiplantae, Streptophyta, Magnoliopsida, Poales, Poaceae. The coding region runs from base 103 to 618 and encodes 171 amino acids.